Messenger RNA from Exophiala viscosa, 1374 nucleotides. RefSeq lists its product as uncharacterized. The transcript has 2 exons. Gene Ontology annotation, biological process: DNA damage response. Bases 133 to 1359 code for a protein of 408 amino acids. The record is from RefSeq and is a predicted model, not a curated record. Gene Ontology annotation, molecular function: single-stranded DNA binding. NCBI's taxonomy places the organism in Eukaryota, Fungi, Ascomycota, Eurotiomycetes, Chaetothyriales, Herpotrichiellaceae.
GAUUCGCGCCUCGCGUCGACGUCAUCCACGCUUCCCGCAUCCGAUUACUAGUACUCUUCAGCCAACGAUCUGACUUCGCCCCAUACCCAACGUAUUUGCCAGGCGCUUUGAAGCGUUGUUCUCAGUACAACAAUGUGCGGGAGAUACGCGCUAGGCAUACGUGCCUCAUUCGUGCGACACCACCUCGAACAACAGGGUCUCCCCGUGAAUGAUGCGCCAGAAGACGAUGAAGCUCGCGAGACAUACAACUUCCCUCCCGGCGCCUACGGUCUUGUCUACCGAGCAGAAGUUCCCGAUCAGGGUGUAAGAAAUGCCGACGAGCCAGAAGCCAGCGAUGCUGCAGCUCAAGACGCAUCAGACGAAGCACCCGAAGAAGGAGACGAACCUCCCUCCAGCCAGUCCACUGCCUACAAGUAUGAGAUUAAGGUUAUGAAAUGGGGCUUGAUUCCUUUCUGGACCAAACGCUCCCCAGACUAUGGCUCCAUGCUGCGCACCAUCAACUGUCGCGACGACUCUCUCAUUGAGAACCGCGGAAUGUGGAACACCAUGAAACAGAAGAAACGCUGCCUGGUCAUCGCGCAGGGAUUCUACGAAUGGCUGAAAAAGCCCGGCGGAAAAGAAAAGUCUGCACACUUUGUGAAAAGAAAGGACGGUAACCUGAUGUGUUUCGCUGGGUUGUGGGAUUGCGUCAAGUACGAGGAUACGGAAGAGAAGCUGUACACCUACACGAUCAUCACCACCGAUUCAAACAAGCAAUUAAGUUUUCUCCACGAUCGCAUGCCCGUCAUCUUGGAUCCUGGCACGGAAGCAAUGAAGAUCUGGUUGGACCCGACAAGAAACAAGUGGUCCAAAGAACUGCAGACUAUACCGAAGCCGUUUAAAGGUGAACUCGAAUGCUACCCUGUCGAUACCGCAGUUGGCAAAGUUGGGAACAAUUCACCCAGCUUCAUCGUUCCAAUCGACAGUAAGGAAAACAAGAAGAAUAUUGCCAACUUCUUCAACAAUGCGAACAAGCCCAAAGCCAUGUCUGAUGGCGGGAAAAUAGCAAAGGAGCCGGAGGAAGACCGACCAACGGUCGACCACGACGGAAGUGAGAAUAAAGCGCCACUGCCAGUCCCGCAAGACUCGCCAGAAGAGAGCCAAGGUCAGAAACGAUCGCACGAUGAGGAAGACGACCAAGCCUCAGCAAAGAAGCAAGCCAAGCUUUCAUCACCACCUCCGAAGUCGAUAUCUCCUGUCAAAAGCUCCACCAAAAAGCCUAGAAGUGCAAUAAGCAACAAGGAUAUGACCAUGAAGAGUAGCCCGUCAAAGAAAGUCGAAGCAGGCACACAGCGGAUAACAAAUUUCUUUAGCAAGUGACGGGUUCAUGAGAUG